AUGAUCGUGGACACUAACCGCCUACAGUUAAUCAACCUCACAGAUAUCUUCAUCUCACCAGCGGAAGAUCUUUAUCUUGUGAUGGACUGUUGCAUGACAGACCUUCAUGAAUUGAUUCAAUCAAGAUCGGACCCAUUGGAUAACAAGUUCAUCCAGUUCUUCACCUACCAAGUGCUGCGAGGGUUAAAAUUUAUCCACUCCGCUGGUGUGAUUCAUCGUGAUCUCAAACCCAGCAACAUUCUGAUCAAAGAAAACUGCGACUUGAAGAUUUGUGACUUUGGUCUAGCUCGAGAACAAGAUCAUCAGAUGACUGGCUAUGUCUCCACACGAUAUUACCGAGCUCCAGAAAUCAUGUUGAAUUGGCAGAGAUACAACUACGCAGUGGAUAUCUGGAGCACUGGCUGCAUUCUAGCAGAGAUGCUCCUAGGGAAAGUCCUCUUCCCGGGUACAGACAAUGUGCAUCAUUUCAAACUGAUCACUGAGAUCUUUGGGAAACCACCCAAAGAGAUUAUGAAGACAGUGUACAGCGACAUUGUAUGA
This is a messenger RNA of Penicillium hordei, 540 nucleotides long. RefSeq lists its product as uncharacterized. Gene Ontology annotation, molecular function: ATP binding; protein serine/threonine kinase activity. Gene Ontology annotation, cellular component: nucleus; cytoplasm. The record is from RefSeq and is a predicted model, not a curated record. Bases 1 to 540 code for a protein of 179 amino acids. Gene Ontology annotation, biological process: osmosensory signaling pathway; cellular response to oxidative stress; stress-activated MAPK cascade. Lineage: Eukaryota; Fungi; Ascomycota; Eurotiomycetes; Eurotiales; Aspergillaceae. The transcript has 3 exons.